AAUUAGUUUUUUUUACAUUCAUGCACCUUUACAACUAAAUUUUAUAAAUCACUUAACAUAAUUUAGUAAAAAGAAAUGUUAAUUUACUCCAUACUGUCCGUUUUAAACUACGUUGUCUAAUUUAUAACUUAUUUCUCUUGAAAAGUCUUUGCGUGUAAACUAUUUGUAAAUAAUUCAUGUAGAUGUCAUUUUAAAAUUUACAGCAAAACUACUCUAAUUUAUAGUAUGGAAAAGAGCCAUAAAAUCAUUGGUCAUUACUUACAAGUUUUAUAGAUAUUGACUACGUAGUUCAAAUCGAUAUUUUAAAGGUAUAGAGGCACUCCAAAAAAAAGUCAUUUAAACUGUGACUGUGACUCUUCUCUAACAUUAUAAUAAAUAAUAUUAUCUGUUCCUCCCUCCCGAUGCAGUAAUAAUUGUAAUUCGAACAUAUUAUGUCUCUUAGAAGCAAUAUUUUUGCCACGAGCCUUUUUCUGACUUACAUUUUACCAAGUAUAGAACUUUCUAAGGAGUCAAAGAAAUUUUACAAUUUAGUUAAAAACGUUAUAAUAAAUAAUAUAAGAUUGUCUGCACUUCAGGCUACACUAUAGUGUAGAUUGAGUGAGAUAUCAGAAUAUUAAUUUUGUCCUAAAAACAAAUAUCGCAAAUGUAUCGUUACUUUUGCAGUUCUUAGCUGUAAAAGCUAUCACAUUGCGAUUCAAGAAAAUCACAGUGAUAAUAUAUCGCAAGAAAUUCACGUGUGUCUCUGAUCGCGAGGCGGAAUUCAAAUUCUUCCGGGUUAAAUCACGUGGCCAAUUCCGGUUCGUGUCAUGUGACGUAAUUUCAAGUGAUUUACACUGAUGAUUACGUUAGCAGUUUUCCACAACUCGCAACGACCCGCGUUUACCGUGGUCUUGUUACGCGCAAAGAGUUGAACCGUGUUGGGCAACCCAAGUUUAUGACUUCGCGCGUGUACACGAGGCAACGUCGUCGCGAACCUCGCGCAUAUUCGCGUCGCACUGUUCGCGCGUCCGCGUCCCGCUCGCUUCGUGCGUUCACCCGAGUUUGCGGUUGCAAAAGAGGUUAGCGCUCGCGAACGCGACGGCGCCAAAGUUCAUAUUCGUGGAAGUCUCCCCAGCGGCAAACUGUUCGAAGAUGCGAUAAAAUUCGUGGGGAACAAGAAGAAGAAAACGAGAUAAUAUAGUUUCUCAUGACGCAACGAUGAUCUUAAUACUGGGAUUGAAUUUGCAGCAUACUUCAGCAUUGGCGGGACGACGGUAAAGUCUGGAACAGCAAGAACCGGAAUUUAUCAUGGCUUUUCUCACCUGCUGAACUUUUCCAGCCAAUCCUGUUUCGAAAGCGCAGCAUCGAGCAAGCUAAAAUAUGAUUCCAAGCAGCGGACUUUUACUUCAUUCACCGAUCGACAAAGAUCUAGUGACGUUGCCGCGAGGAAGCUCCGGCAUUUCGAUCUCCACAGAUUGGAUGCUGGCACACGGCACCGCAUUGAGCUCGAUUAUCGAUAAAUCUCCCGCGGUAUCGAGCUUCGUCACGAACAUGGUACCGGGAGAGCACAUCACGAAAGUGCCGAGAGAACUCGCGAGCGAGUUGAAAUUCCAAGUCUGCCGCGAUGACGACCGCCGGCCGAGCUCGAUUAGGCAACACCGCGGCGUAAUCGUGGCCGCCUGGAGGUGCUCGCUCCUGGAGAAGACCUUCGACGAGUUCUUCGAAACGUGGAGUUUCCCCAAAUCGUCCGAGCUCGAUCGGUCGCUGCGGUCGGUUUUCCUGCUCGUCCGCGUCUACGAUGGUGCUGACGAGUCGCCGAUCGUGGUAACGUCGGUCGAACAAGCCCUGUCUUGUCUGCUGGACCAAGCUCCGCGGAAUCUUAUCCGCGGAUCGUCCGUGGAAAUCGAGUCGACGCCCUUCGGCAAUCCCGUGUUCAUCGGCUCAAUCACCCGCGGCGUUAUCAGCAACGUCGUCGGCGACGAGGGCUGCGUUAUCAUGACGGACGCGUACGCGUUUCCCGGUAGCGAGGGUGGUCCAUUUUACGUCAUCUCGCCGGACUGCAAACGCAGAAUCAUCAGCGGAAUGGUGAUUGCACCAUUGAGCUGGUGUCGCGGGGAAUGGGUAGAUUAUACCUUCGCCGCCAAUCUUGCGCCGUGCCUGCUCAACAUUUUACGGAAAAAGACUCCUCAUUCUCCGAUCAUAAAUCGCUCAUAUAAAAAUACCGAUGUGACGUUAGAUAGCGGCGUUGUGCUCGUUAGAUGUGGAAUUAGUUGGGGUACAGGUAUUCUCGUGCACAAGGAUACUGGUACAUUCUUGACGUGCUCGCACGUCGUCGCGGAGGCGCCAGAAAGGGAGGUAUCGAUUGUGAUGAAACCGGAUAAGUCCAAUUCGCGUGUCCAGGCGAAGCUGUUGUAUAGAACUCCGAAGAAUCAGCCCUACGACAUCGCUGUAUUGAAAGUGGAUCCACAGGCUGUGGAUCCCUCGCUGAGAUCUGUCCGUCUAUCUGAAGCUCCGAUUUUAAAGGGUGAGCCAGUUGUAUCCGUGGGAUUUCCGUUCUCGUCGUCCAUCCGGCCGACCAUCAGCGGCGGCGUAGUCUCUAAGCCGAUGGACUGCGCGCUCCUAACAACCUGUUGCACCCAGAGCGGCACCAGCGGCGGGCCCAUCGUCAGCCGGGUGACCGGCGAUACGCUGGGAAUGACCGUGUGCAAUGUGCUCUCCGCGGACGGCAGCACGCUAUACCCGCGGAUGAGCUUGGCGGUGCCGGCCGCCACGAUAAGCGGGCCCCUGCGGGAAUACUUGCGCACUGAUAAUCCCGAUGUAUUCCGAGCGUUCACGUGCGACGACGCGGUGAUACGCAAGAUCUGGGACUUGUACCCUUUCCUGCCGGCCAAACUCUGAAAAAGCCUUUAUGGAGCGUAAUUCAAGUUCUAGGUUCAAGCUCAAUAAUUGCCACGGAGGCUGCGAUAUUCAAUCUGCGAUUCUGUCGCGGAUGAGCAUACCGGAGUAUUUGUAUUGCGGUACGUUUGUCUCUGACGAGUCACACUGGACCCCGCCGAGAUUUCGAGCUCGACGCGCCGCGAGCAUAAUUUUGCGUCGAAUCUCGUUGAAUAACGUACGCCAUUGACCGAGUUUAAUGCAAAGAGAAAGUUUUUCGUGACGUCAAGUGCGGCGAUCAGCGCGCAAAAGCGACACGAGUCAACGAUCCCUCCGGUAUACGCCGAGGACUUUACCGAUGAAUAAUAUUCAUGUACGUCGUCGUAAAUCUUUGCAUCUAGAACAACGCUUGAUGCUGAUAUAUACUUGGCAAGAGUUGCAUUUAUAUUAAAAAAAAAAAAAAGAAAACUUAAUUCCUUCAACAUUCCUUUCCAGAUAUAUCUCGUGAAGCUAUGCUAUAGUAAUUUUCUGCGAUAUGUAUCUAAUAAGUUAUCAUUCUCCUUAUAUAUGAUGUUCUAUGUCUGAAGAUAAGCGCAAUUUUAGAUACACUUGCUUCGCCAACAAACAAUGGUAUAAUCAAGACUUCUAUUUCUCCGUUGAUUCGCAUUUAUGCUUUUUAUUCUUUAUGCUAAACUUAAUAAUUAUGUUUCAAAAAUU
Monomorium pharaonis (pharaoh ant) is the source of this 3570-nucleotide messenger RNA. RefSeq names its product peroxisomal leader peptide-processing protease. Lineage: Eukaryota; Metazoa; Arthropoda; Insecta; Hymenoptera; Formicidae. The coding region runs from base 1360 to 2877 and encodes 505 amino acids. Gene Ontology annotation, biological process: regulation of fatty acid beta-oxidation; protein processing. Gene Ontology annotation, cellular component: peroxisome. The record is from RefSeq and is a predicted model, not a curated record. Gene Ontology annotation, molecular function: serine-type endopeptidase activity. The transcript is spliced from 8 exons.